CCUAGCCAGCCCCAAAGGGCCCCUCAGUGGCUUGGGUCAAUGGCAUCACCCAGCCGUUGGAUACACAGCUCCGCCAGUGCUUGAGCAAUUACCAGUGGGCUCCCACCCUGCCCCUUCUGGGAAGGGACCUGGGCCCAUGUGAACCCUGGCUAGUUCCCUAAUGCAACCACAGCCUGGAGAAAAGGGAACUUUGCAGGGCUUGGCCGUGUGAAGAGUUAAGGAGCGAGUGGUGAGUGCAGGAAGGCGUUGCUCUGUGGUUGUGGGGCGUCUUGCUGAGUCAAUCGCAGAACCCAGCUCACACCGGACAGUGCGUCUCCGCCGAGCAGCCGGAUCGGAGCAGUCGCUGCUGCCUUUGCCAUCCCAGCCCCAGCGAGAGAGCGAUCGGACUCGUGCGGGGGCUCCUUGGCUUGACCCCGCCAACCAGGAUGAAGAUGUGGCUCGUGGCCGGCCUGGUGCUGCUUCUCAGGGCUGAAGGCGCAGAGGCGCUGGCCGAACCCGAGCUGUGCUACGUCCUGGACGCCGUCCUGUUCACCUACGGCAUCAUCCUCACAGUGCUCUACUGCCGCCUGAAGCUCCAGGUUCGAAAAGCAUCAAAAGCCGACCCCAGCGCAGCCUAUAGCAAAGAAGAAGGGAUCUAUACCGGGCUCAGCACUCAGAACCAGGAGACCUACGAAACCCUCCAGACCAAGCCCAAUUAGGAGCCCCAGGCGCAGUCUCUGCUGAAGGAGGUUGAAGGCGGAGCAGGUGUCCCAAGAGUGAUUUAUAUGAGUUCCUCCCCAGUCCCAGCAAAGAAACAACUUUGUUGAAACCAGUGGUUCCCAGUUGCCCCCACAUGCUGAAGUGUUGGGGGUUGGGGUGUUGUGCCCCUGCUCGUUUGCAUGGUAGACAUUCCCCCUAGCUGUACAUUGCUCCGAGAUGCUACAGGAUCAGCCUUUCCUAUCCCGCCUCUCUCGUGUUUCUGGUGCUGAAGACCUGUAGAUGUUCUUUCCCUUGUGCCUGUCACCAAUGCCGCACAGUGAGUCUCUGGUGAGACGAAGGUGGGGUUCCAUGCACGGUUCCCUCCAGCAGCAAAGCACCUUGUCUACCCUCUACAGCCAAGAACUAUAAUGCAAACAUCUAACCCCCCUGAGCAUCUCUUGGAAACCCCUGGACCAAUGGAGAAUCAUAGAAUUGUAGGACUGGAAGGGACCUCGAGAGGUCAUCUAGUCCAGUCCCCUGCACUCAUGGCAGGACUAAGUAUUAUCUAGAUCAUCCCUGACAGGUGUUUAUCUAACCUGCUCUU
Chrysemys picta bellii (western painted turtle) is the source of this 1282-nucleotide messenger RNA. RefSeq names its product Fc epsilon receptor Ig (gene FCER1G). NCBI's taxonomy places the organism in Eukaryota, Metazoa, Chordata, Testudines, Emydidae. Gene Ontology annotation, biological process: cell surface receptor signaling pathway. The record is from RefSeq and is a predicted model, not a curated record. Gene Ontology annotation, cellular component: membrane; Fc-epsilon receptor I complex. Gene Ontology annotation, molecular function: IgE receptor activity.